Messenger RNA from Lithohypha guttulata, 2457 nucleotides. RefSeq names its product RNA methyltransferase tRNA(m5U54)methyltransferase (gene TRM1). Lineage: Eukaryota; Fungi; Ascomycota; Eurotiomycetes; Chaetothyriales; Trichomeriaceae. The transcript has a single exon. Gene Ontology annotation, cellular component: nucleus. The coding region runs from base 1 to 2457 and encodes 818 amino acids. Gene Ontology annotation, molecular function: tRNA (guanine(10)-N2)-methyltransferase activity; RNA binding. The record is from RefSeq and is a predicted model, not a curated record. Gene Ontology annotation, biological process: tRNA N2-guanine methylation.
AUGGCGGACUCAGAUACCCCUAUCACGAUAAACGAGCGUAUGUAUAGAACUGUCAAAGAAGGCGCAGCAUCCAUUUUGGCACCUUACUCGAGAGACAAAGAGGCGAAAAAAAGCCAAGUCGCUCAAUCUCGCCAGCCUAGGAAUAAUGACGAGGGCAACCAAGCAGUCUUCUAUAAUCCGAUCCAGCAGUACAACCGUGACUUAAGUGUACUUGCCAUCCUUGUCUAUGGUGAAAGUGCGAUCGCUAUCAAAAAGGCAAAGCAUGCUAAGAACGUCAAUCGAAGUAAUAAGAAGAAACAGAAGACGUCAGCAACUCUUCAACCCGUACCAGGAACGGCAGAGUUUUCAACCGAUAAAGGAAUUCCCGUGAGUAACGAAUCUACUGCAACCAAGCGCAAGGCCGAUAACGCCGGCCUUGACGAUAGCACUGAUAAGUUCAACACGAAGCGAGCAUGUAUUGAUAAUGGCGUUGACAAGCAGAGAGACGAAGGCCACGGGACGACUACCAGUGGGCACACUGGACAUGCAGAUCACCAAUCAACUUCCGGAAGUCUCGCGCAAGCAGUACCUCCCAAGACUAGUCCGGAGAAACGUCCUUACCAGACUCCAUUCGCCAUCCUCGACGCUUUGUCUGCCAGUGGUCUUCGUGCCAUUCGAUAUGCAAAAGAAAUACCAUUUGCCACGACUGUGGUAGCCAACGAUCUGCUUACUGAGGCGGUCGAAGCCAUAAAACUCAACAUCGAACACAACAAGCUCCAGGGCAAAGUCUUUUCCAAUGUGGGUGAUGCUCGACAGUUCAUGUACAGCAAGACUGGCAAUGAGGUUGUGGACCCAAAACCUGGCUACGUACACAAGUUCGAUGUCGUUGACCUAGAUCCUUACGGGACAGCUGCUCCUUUCAUCGAUGCUGCACUCCAAGCUGUGGUUGAUGGAGGUAUGUUAUGCGUCACAUGCACCGAUGCUGGAGUAUGGGCUUCCAAUGGGUACCCAGAGAAAGCGUAUGCACUCUAUGGUGGUAUAUCUCUCAAGGGUAGUCAUUCACACGAGGCAGGCUUGCGCUUAAUUUUGCACUCUAUUGCAACGGCGGCAGCAAAAUAUGGUCUCGCUGUUGAACCACUUCUGUCCCUAUCGAUCGACUUCUAUGGGCGCAUGUUUGUUCGUGUACACAAGUCUCAGCAGGAUGUCAAGCUGUUGGCUGGCACGACGAUGGUAGUCUAUAAUUGCGAUCAGGGCUGUGGUGCUUGGCAUACUCAGCUCGUGGGCCGAAAUCAGGAGAAGAAGGCCAAGAACAACGAACCAUAUUUCAAACAUGGUUUUGCGCAAGCACCCUCUGUCGACAAAUACUGCAAGCACUGCGGCACAAAGAUGCACCUCGGCGGUCCGAUGUGGGCCGGUCCACUGCACAACCCUGUCUUUGUACAGAAGAUUCUCGAUAAACUUACGACCGCCGACAAGACUAUGUAUGGUACAACCGAGCGAAUCAAGGGCAUGCUCACUGUUGCCCUAGAGGAGGAAGAUAUUGGCUGGCCUGUGAAAUUGACCCACAAGGCUGCAGAGCAGUCUUCGCACGUGCCGCACACCAAUAGAGGCCCUCAAGUACAAACAGAUGACCUUGACACGAAUGCCUCGGCUCUUAUUGCUAGAAUGCCGCCCUCUUUGCUGUCACCAGCUCCUUUGUUUUUUCUUCCAACCUAUCUUGCGAAGGUGCUAGCCAUGCCAACUCCAGCGGAAGAUCCGUUAAGAGGCGCCUUCCUCUCUCUAGGCUAUACUUGUACAAGAUCACACUGCAAGCCUGGAAGCUUCAAAACCGAUGCUCCCUGGGAAGUAAUUUGGGAGAUCGCGCGGGAAUGGGCUCGACAGAUGGAGAAUGAGAUAUUGCCACGCCUGUUUGGGGAAGGAGAAUACACUGAUAAGGGCAGUGUCAAGAAGUCAAGUCCUGGAUGGAACAUUCUGAGGCGGAUACGUGGCCGGUACUCUGACUCCUUGCUCGCGGUCAAAACCAGAGAACGGUUACUAGAACAAUUGGGCCUGGGUCAAAAUUCGACUGCGGUUGACUCUGUAUUAGAUCUGCAAAGCAUUUUGAAGAGCGCGUUGUAUGACCUAGGCCACCGAUCGAGGCAACAAUCCUUCACGACGAAUGGUUGUAUUGACUCAAGUCGCAGCCACAGUACUGUUCAGGAUACUAGAGUACCAGGCACGAUUACCUCCGCAGAAUCCAACGGCUCAAUUCGAGGAUCUCCUCCAAAUCAUAACGUUUCAUCCAUGUCAAAUGAUCAAAACUCCAGCAUGACUGGCAAAUCGCUCAUCGAAAACGGUGUAGAUCCGUCAGAGCUGAACGUCGUUUUCGAUGCGAGGCUUGGACGUGCCUUUCGGGAGUCAGGAGGCAAGCUGGUAAGAUAUCAGAUGAAUCCUCGAGCAAACUGGGGUCCUAUGGUCAGGGCUGGUAGUGGUACCUGA